Molecule: messenger RNA, 1848 nt
Organism: Kwoniella shivajii
Lineage: Eukaryota; Fungi; Basidiomycota; Tremellomycetes; Tremellales; Cryptococcaceae
Product: vacuolar protein 8
Exons: 11
Coding region: 1-1848 (615 amino acids)
Biological process (GO): vacuole inheritance; nucleus-vacuole junction assembly
Cellular component (GO): fungal-type vacuole membrane
Molecular function (GO): protein-membrane adaptor activity; protein binding
Source: RefSeq, a predicted model, not a curated record
AUGGGAGCUGUGAGCAGUUGUUGCGGACCAAGGCGAAAGAACAGUUAUGAACCACUUUUACUUGAGAAUGAGAGAGAAGCAGUAGCGGAUUUAUUACAGUACUUGGAAAAUCGAUCAACAACCAAUUUUUUCUCAGGAUCACCUUUGGCUGCUCUGACAACACUCUCAUUCUCUGACAAUGUGGAUUUACAAAGAUCAGCAGCGUUGGCUUUCGCUGAAAUCACAGAAAAGGAAGUAAGGGAGGUGGGAAGAGAUACUUUGGAUCCUGUACUUUACCUCUUGACAAGUCAUGAUCAUGAAGUCCAAAGAGCUGCCAGUGCUGCUCUAGGCAAUUUAGCUGUAAAUGCCGAAAAUAAGUUAUUGAUUGUUUCGCUUGGUGGUCUUGAACCCCUUAUAAGACAGAUGUUGAGCUCAAAUGUGGAAGUACAGUGUAAUGCCGUAGGAUGUAUAACCAAUCUUGCUACUCAUGACGAGAAUAAAACUCAAAUCGCAAAAUCAGGAGCUUUGAUCCCCUUGACUAGAUUGGCUAAAUCAAAGGACAUGAGAGUGCAGAGAAAUGCCACUGGUGCACUAUUGAACAUGACCCACUCAGACGAAAAUCGCCAACAACUUGUUUCGGCUGGAGCUAUACCCGUCCUUGUCAGCUUGCUCAAUUCUCCGGAUACCGAUGUUCAAUAUUACUGCACUACUGCUUUGAGUAACAUUGCUGUCGAUGGCACAAACCGCAAAAGACUCGCAACUUCGGAACCUAAACUAGUCCAAAGUCUUGUUCAACUCAUGGAUAGUCAAAGUUUGAAAGUGCAAUGUCAAGCUGCAUUGGCCCUUCGUAACCUCGCAUCUGACGAAAAAUACCAGCUUGAAAUUGUAAAAUUUGAUGGACUUAAGCCUUUACUUCGACUACUUCAUUCUACUUAUCUUCCUUUGAUCCUAUCAGCAGCAGCAUGUGUUCGAAAUGUAUCAAUUCAUCCAGCAAAUGAAUCACCAAUUAUUGAUUCAGGAUUUCUUCAACCUCUCAUCGAGCUACUGUCAUUCGACGAAAAUGAAGAAGUUCAAUGCCACGCUAUAUCGACUCUCAGAAAUCUGGCUGCAUCAAGUGAAAGGAACAAGGGAGCUAUCGUGGAAGCUGGAGCUGUGGAAAGGAUCAAAGAAUUGGUUUUGACAGUACCGUUGGCUGUUCAGAGUGAAAUGACCGCUUGUGUGGCCGUUUUGGCUUUGAGUGACGACCUCAAACCGCAAUUACUCGAGAUGGGAAUAUGCGAAGUUCUCAUUCCUCUCACCAACUCAUCCAGCGUAGAAGUACAAGGCAAUUCCGCUGCCGCACUUGGUAAUCUCUCUUCGAAAGCUGCCGAGGACUACGCCCCGUUCAACGCUGUUUGGAAUAAGCCUGACGGAGGUUUACACGCAUACUUGGUCAGAUUCUUGAGCAGCGCGGAUAUAACUUUCCAACAUAUUGCCGUAUGGACGAUUGUGCAAUUAUUGGAAGCUGAAGAUGAUCAAUUGACCAACAACAUCAGAUCAUCACCUAUACUAAUGUCUUCAAUCCGACAAUUAGCAGCUUCACCACCACCUUCACGUGGAGGAAGGAAUGAGAUAUCGCAAGGCUCAGAUGAAGAUUACGAGGAUGAUGGAUUGGAUGGUGAAGGUGAAGGUGAAAUUGCAACAUUAGCAAGGAGAAUAUUGGAUUUGACUGAAGAUGGCGAUAAUUCAAGAGAUACCAACCAAGGUUCCCAUUUUUCAAAUACAACAAAUCAACACCAAUCUAGAGAUGAUGGGAAUGUUGGAAGUUUAGGUAGUGAACAUGCUGCUCUUAGAGCUAGUGUACAUCGAGCAUUAAGUGGUGGGCAUUGA